CAGUUUCGAUGGAUCAGAAAGGGGAUGAAAAGAAGGUGAAAGCAAAAGCUUCCAAUAUUACUUUACCAAUUUCCCUUCUUUUCUCUAUUUCUCUCUCAAUCUCUGCAAAUCCUUUUGCAUCUGUUGUACCUCAAAAAGGUUCUUUUUAAUCCCUUCACUGUUUCCCACCAGAAUGAAGAAAAACUAUAAACUUUGCCCAAAAGCAGCUUCAAUGGCGACAAACUUUUCCAUUUUCGGUUACCCAAUUCUAAGAGAAUCCCUCUGAUACAAACACUUCACGCCGCAAUGGUGCCCACUCUCUCUCUUUAGGGUUUUUUUUUUUUUUUUUCUCUCCUUUUUUUCCCCCUUUAUGGAGGAGAAUUCCCUCUCUCUCUCACAUCACUCACCAUCAUCGACCUUCUUAAUCCCAUCUCUAUCUCUAAUUCUUGGAAUUCUGUGCGUUUCUGCUAAGAUUGCUGGGGGAUUUUUCAACAAUUUCUCAGACGGUAACCGACUCUGCUCAUUUUCCUUUUUUUAAUUGCUUGCUAUUAACUCACACCUCUGGCUGCUUUCGUCAGUGAUUUGCGGAAGCAUCCGUCAUCUUUUGGGGGGCUAUGAUAUUAUUGUAUUUAACUUCCUUUUUACUGGAACUGUGCUGAUUUUAGAUAAGGGUGUUGUGCGGUGGAACUCUGGUUCUUCGAUUUAUGGCAUCUCUUUUUUGCUUUUGUUGGUAUCUGGGGACUCUUUGCAAAAGUGUGGUUUUGUAAUUGUGUGCCUGGGGUUAAUUUAGGGUGUCAGAACUUGUUGGGCGGGGGGGUAUAUAAUGGAUGUUUUUCUCAACUUUGUAAUGGCGGAGAAAGAUAGUAAGCUUAGGAGGAUUAGUUUUGGCCGCUGUCGUUGGAUGGAAUUCUAGCAUCAAUUGUAAUUUGAUUUCUGAAAUUGGUCUUGAUUAUUCAAUAUGGAAAACCCCUUUUCAUCCAAGGAGGAAGGGAUGGGGUCUUGGGGGCCUUCGAGAACUCAGGCCGAAACUCCGACUUCUACUGACGUUGGAAUGAGAAUUUUGAGUCCUGAAGAUGUGCUUCACAGUUUCUCAGAGCUGAUGAGUUUUGAUUCUUAUGCGGGAUGGGGCAACAACUAUGCAACAAUUGAUCAGAUUUUCACUUCUUGUGGCUUUUCGUCGAUUCCGCCAAUGAGUACUUGCCCUUCAAUGGAGGGCUCGACUUUCCCAGAAGGGGCGAGCCAUGAAGCAUUCCCUCUGAAUGAACUUGAUGGAGCUUCCAUUUCUGUGGCGAAUUCUUUCACUUGUGGAGACAAGGUUAUGUUUCAGCAGCCAGACACUGAAUUUGGGGUUUCUGAUGUUUCAGACAAUGUAAAUGAAGCAGGUUCGAAAUCAAAUGAUGUCCUUCUAAACAAUUGUUUGAUUUCUAGGCCUCUUGGUUGGUCACUUGAUGAGAGAAUGCUGAGGGCACUCUCCUUGUUUAAAGAGUCUUCACCCGGAGGCAUUUUGGCUCAAGUCUGGGUGCCUGUGAAGCAUGGAAACCAAUUCUUCCUGAGCACCAGCGAUCAGCCUUAUUUGCUAGAUCAAAUGCUCACUGGGUACCGUGAAGUGUCGAGGUCGUAUACCUUCUCUGCAGAAGGAAAACUGGGUUUUCUCCUUGGGCUUCCCGGUCGUGUUUUCACCUCCAAAAUUCCAGAAUGGACAUCAAAUGUUAGAUAUUACAGUGAGAAUGAGUAUCUGAGAAUGGAACAUGCAAUCGGUCAUGAGGUUUAUGGAUCAAUUGCCUUGCCAGUAUUCAAUAAUGAACUUGAAAAGUCAUGCUGUGCCGUACUUGAAGUUGUUACUACAAGGGAGAAGUCUGAUUUUGAUGCAGAGAUUGACAUUGUUUCACGAGCACUAGAGAUUGUCAGCUUGAGAACUGUUGCACCUCCUCGACUAUAUCCUCAGUGUUUGAAGCAGAACCAGAGAUCAGCAUUAGCAGAGAUAAUGGAUGUGCUACGUGCUGUAUGUCAUGCACAUAGCUUACCUCUGGCGCUAACCUGGAUUCCUUGCUGUUAUACUUUGGAAGCUGUUGAUGAGGCUGCUAGAGUUCGUGUAAAGGAGAACAACAUUAGCCCAAAGGAGAAAUCUGUAUUAUGCAUUGAGGAAACAGCGUGUUAUGUGAAUGACAAAGCAACUCAAGGUUUUGUGCAUGCGUGUAUGGAACAUCAUCUUGAAGAAGGGCAAGGGAUAGCUGGGAAAGCUCUUCAAUCCAAUCAUCCAUUCUUUUAUCCUGAUGUGAAGGCAUAUGAUAUUAAUAAGUAUCCACUAGUCCAUCAUGCACGCAAGUUUGGUUUGAAUGCUGCCGUUGCAAUCAGGCUGAGAAGCACGUAUACUGGCGACGAUGAUUACAUAUUAGAAUUCUUUCUACCUGUCAAUAUGAAAGGAGGCUCAGAACAGCAACUUUUAUUGAACAAUCUCUCUGGUACCAUGCAAAGAAUGUGCCGGAGCUUGAGGACAGUUUCAAAGGAAGAAUUAAUGGGAUUCAAGGAUCCCGAUGCUGGAUUUCAGAGUGGACUAAUUGGGAAGUCUGCAACUAUGUCUAGGAGAAACUCACAAUCCACGGUGACAGACAGUGAAACAAGGGUAUCUAAUUCGAUAAAUGAUGGAACUGAAGCAGAAUGUCCUAAGAAGCAGAUGAUCAAUGGAUCACGGAGGCAGGGGGAGAAAAAACGUAGCACAGCUGAAAAAAAUGUGAGCUUGAGUGUUCUUCAGCAAUAUUUUUCUGGGAGUCUCAAGGAUGCUGCAAAAAGCAUCGGCGUUUGUCCGACAACCCUGAAAAGAAUAUGCAGACAACAUGGGAUUUUGAGGUGGCCGUCUCGUAAAAUAAACAAGGUGAACCGAUCGUUAAGGAAAAUACGGACAGUUCUCGAUUCUGUUAAGGGGGUGGAGGGUGGUCUAAAGUUCGAUCCAACUACAGGGGGUCUUUUGGCAGCCGGCUCUCUUAUUCCAGAACUCAAUGGACAGAAUAGUCUUCUCUUCUCGGAUAACAACAACCCAUCUAUGAGAAAUCUGGAGCCAUUCCUCCAGGAUGUAAACUCAGUUCCUCCUGUCCCUUUCAAUGGUCAGAAUUCUGCCAUGAAAUUGGAAAUGGAAGAUGCCUUCGUUACCAUAUCCCAAAGAAUCUCGUCGAGGAGCAUUCUUGUUCCAGAAAAGGAACCCAAUGUUUGCCAGCUUGAUUGUAGUGAAGGCUCAAAGUCCACAGGGGUAGAUGCUGCAUCAUGCCAUCUUGCUGACCUGGAUAUGAUGGGUUGGGAAGUCCCAGGGAAUGCCGCAGGUUCAAUUAUUGCUAAAAAAAGCAACAGAUUGGAUUUUGUUGAGAAUGAUUGGAGAUCAGGUGAUGCUGACUGCCAAUUUAUGGCCAAGAGUUCAUGCUCUUUUGCAGCUGCCGAUGAAGCGGGCACUGUGUUGGAAGGCACUGAUGGAAUCAAUGAACAUUACCAGCCUACUACUUCGAGCAUGACAGACUCGUCGAAUGGCUCUGGCUUAUUGGUCCAUGGGAGUUCAUCCAGCUGUCAGAGCGUUGAGGAGAGGAAGCAUUUGCAAGAAAAAAUAAGCUGCGUUGACAGUGAUUCCAAGAUUAUUGUAAAAGCUUCAUACAAAGAAGACACAGUUCGAUUCAAGUUUGAUCCUUCUUUAGGAUAUCUCCAGCUUUACGAGGAAGUUGGCAAGAGAUUCAAGUUAAACCAGGGGACAUUUCAGCUCAAAUACCUUGACGAUGAAAAAGAAUGGGUAAUGCUUGUAAGCAAUUCAGAUUUGCAGGAAUGUCUUGAGGUGAUGGAUGAGAUCGGCACCAGAAAUGUGAAGUUUCUCGUCCGUGAUAUCGCUUGUGCCGUGGGCAGUUCUGGCAGCAGUAGCUGCUUCCUAUCUAGAGGUUCAUGACGAUCAUUUGAUGCCUCCACAGUUUGAUAAAGGCUCUGUAUAAAGUCUCUGAACGAGUCACUGUGAAAGGUAGGACUGUCCGCCCUUGAGACCAUCACGGUUGUCACGAGGAAGCAGAUGCACAGAAAAACCCUCUCUUCCACACUUUUUGAUCUCUUCUCUGUUUUCAGGCCCCUCAAGGUUCUGAAGUCUGAAGAGCCUUGAAAACACUCCAACAUUUGGGUCAAGUCAAGGUGAGAGCUCAGAUCGCACCAGAGUUAGAAGUUCGGUCAUGUUGUUUUAGGUUAGGGAAUCAGGAAAUGCAGGAAGGGGAAAUAAGUUUUAGUUAUAAGUUGAAUAGCUUUGUAAAUGAAAAAAAAAAUAGGAAGUAAGCUGUUUGAUUUAGAGGGGGAAUGAAAGCAUCCUGUUUCAAAAUGCCAAGUUCCUAUAUCCUGUAAUCAUAAUUACAUUAGUCAAGAGGUGAUAGAAAUUACUUUAUAUAUUCAAUGUGAUUCUUUUUGGCUGUAAUAUAAGUUCUAAAUAAAGUUUGUUAUUGAUAGCUGCGAUAUCUGGACAAGGGAAAAUAAUGUAAAAUUGUUGAUUUCAGA
Messenger RNA from Benincasa hispida (wax gourd), 4485 nucleotides. RefSeq names its product Plant regulator RWP-RK family protein. Gene Ontology annotation, molecular function: protein binding; DNA-binding transcription factor activity. NCBI's taxonomy places the organism in Eukaryota, Viridiplantae, Streptophyta, Magnoliopsida, Cucurbitales, Cucurbitaceae. The record is from RefSeq and is a predicted model, not a curated record.